This is a messenger RNA of Malassezia restricta, 1677 nucleotides long. Its product is annotated as thiamine-phosphate diphosphorylase/hydroxyethylthiazole kinase. Lineage: Eukaryota; Fungi; Basidiomycota; Malasseziomycetes; Malasseziales; Malasseziaceae. Gene Ontology annotation, biological process: thiamine biosynthetic process. Gene Ontology annotation, molecular function: hydroxyethylthiazole kinase activity; thiamine-phosphate diphosphorylase activity; ATP binding. The transcript has a single exon. Gene Ontology annotation, cellular component: cytoplasm. The coding region runs from base 1 to 1677 and encodes 558 amino acids. The record is from RefSeq and is a predicted model, not a curated record.
AUGACGCUGGAUCUCUCUGUGUACCUUGUCACAGGUCGUGAACUCUUGCCACCAGGCAAAGACUAUUUCGUGAGUUUGGAGGAGUCUAUCAGGGAUGGUCAUGUACCUAUCGUGCAAAUUCGCGAGAAAAGUGCCUCUUUCCAGGAAUUUCUCGAUAUUGCGCGUGCGUCCCUCACCAUCUGUGAUAAGUACCAUGUGCGCAUGAUCAUCAAUGAUAGCAUCGAUGUGGCCGAGCAUCUUCCUGAGCGUGUGGGACUGCAUAUUGGGCAGGAUGACGAGAAGAUCGAGUGUGCACGCAGACGUCUAGGACCCAACCGCAUUAUAGGCUUGUCCGUGCACACUGUGGAAGAAGCGCAGGCAGCGCUGAACAGUGAUGUGAACUAUGUGGGCAUCGGUCCAUGCUGGCCGACCAAGUCUAAAGACGGUGUCAAAGAUGAUGAUGCACUCAUGCUAUGCGGUGCACGGGAUAUCGUGGCCAGCCUUCGACGCGAGUCGGCAUCCACGCCUCCCGGUAAGCACACAUCGCUUCCUAGUGUGCUCAUUGGCAGCCUGAACGCGCGCACAGCACGUAGAUCUCUGCUGGGCUCGUCCACGGAGCAUGCAAUGGCAGAUGGUAUUGCUGUCAUCUCAGCCAUCGUAUCUCGUCAAGAUCCUGAUGCUGCUGCCAAAGAACUUCACGAUAUUGUUACGAGUGCUCGCCGAGAGCAUGAAAGCAUCUUUUCUAGCAGUGCUCAACCCAAAGAACUUGUACAACAGUCACGAGAGCUUCUGACGGCUCACCAUGCACGGUACGACUGUAAUACACGCAAGCACGAUACCUCACGCGUAACUUUGCCCAGGCCCCUUGUGCAAUCUAUCACCUCGCAUGUUUCGUCGAACUUUAGUGCGAAUAUUACCCUGGCGUUUUCGGCCAGUCCCAUUAUGAGUCACGAAGCACAGGAAGCUGAAGCGCUCAGCUAUGCACAAGGCUCAUUGCUGCUAAAUCUCGGCAGUAUUUCGUCUGAGGCGCGUCGUGGUAUGAGCGUGGCUGGCCCUGCCGCGAAUGAAAGAGGCAAACCAGUCGUUUUGGAUCCCGUGGGCGCGGGCGCUACGUCAUACCGCCUUGCUACUGUGCACAGCAUUCUCAACGAAACGCAAGUCACACUCAUCAAAGGAAAUGCGGCUGAGAUAGCAGCUUUGUGUGGCUCCAAUGACGCUAAGGCUCAGGGCGUGGAUAGUGUGGGAGAGCUUCGCUCAGCUCCUGCACUCGUACGUCGUCUAGCUCGUCAAGAAGGUGCCUUUGUUUUACUCACCGGUGAGGUCGACUAUCUCACCGAUGGCGAGUGCGUCAUUGAGUCGCGAUGUGGGUCUGAAAUGCUUGGAUGCGUGACCGCUACGGGAUGCUCUCUUGGGUGCAUGGUAGCGGCUGGCUUGGCGGCUGCACAGGUCAAGUAUGGCGUUCAGCUGGGAUGCCAGACUCAACAGCGCCGCGUGCCGCCGCGCACUCAUAGUGCCUUGCUUGUGGGUGCGCUGGCUGCUCUGCUAACCUUCACCAUUGCAUCUGAGCAUGCUGCCGAGCGCCCAACGGUGCACGGCCCUGGGUCUUUUAUUCCUGCUCUCUUGGAUGAGGUGGCUGGGUUUGAUCCUACUUGUUUGCCUUCGUAUGUGGAGCGUGUGACCUUGUCUCCUGUUUCCUAG